AUGGCGACUACAACGUGGAUUCUGAGUCCUUCUCCGGCGAGUUUCAAAGGCAGGGAGAUGCCGAUUGAAAAAUUCAGAAUCAGAUGCAGCAGCGUCUCACUCAAUACUCGAAGUGAGCCCCAACCCGUAACCACCUUCGUCAAAGCGUUUGCUCCCGCCACCGUCGCCAAUCUCGGUCCCGGCUUCGACUUCCUAGGCUGCGCCGUAGAUGGACUCGGCGACAUUGUCUCCGUCAGGGUUGACCCACAGGUUCACCCUGGCGAGGUACACAUCUCCGAUAUCACCGGCCACGCCCCUAAUAAGCUCAGCAAAAACCCUCUCUGGAACUGCGCUGGCAUCGCCGCCAUCGAGGUCAUGAAAAUGCUCGCCAUUCGAUCCGUCGGUCUCUCCCUCUCCCUGCAGAAGGGCUUGCCUUUGGGAAGCGGUCUGGGAUCGAGCGCCGCUAGUGCCGCCGCCGCCGCCGUGGCGGUGAACGAGAUGUUUGGAAAGAGAUUGGGCGUGGAUGAGCUUGUUUUGGCGUCGUUGAAAUCAGAAGAGAAGGUUUCGGGAUAUCACGCGGACAACGUGGCCCCCUCGAUCAUGGGGGGUUUUGUACUGAUUCGGAGCUACGAGCCGCUGGAGUUGAUCGAGCUGAAAUUCCCUGAGGAGAAGGAGCUGUAUUUCGUGUUGGUGAGUCCUGAGUUCGAAGCCCCGACGAAGAAGAUGCGGGCUGCGCUCCCCGGCGAGAUUGGGAUGGCGCAUCACGUGUGGAAUUGCAGCCAGGCUGGCGCUCUGGUGGCGUCGGUGUUGCAGGGUGACGUGGUGGGGUUGGGGAAGGCUUUGUCCUCUGAUAAGAUCGUUGAGCCCCGCCGUGCCCCCUUGAUUCCCGGCAUGGAGGCUGUGAAGAGGGCUGCCCUUGAGGCUGGGGCCUUUGGCUGUACCAUCAGCGGCGCUGGCCCCACCGCCGUUGCUGUCAUUGAUGAUGAGCUCACUGGACAUGCCAUUGCCAAACACAUGAUUCACGCCUUUCUCCACCAUGGCAAUUUGCAGGCUUCUGCUAAAGUCUUGCAGCUUGAUCGCCUUGGUGCUAGACGCAUUCAUGAUUGA
Messenger RNA from Sphenostylis stenocarpa, 1086 nucleotides. The record is from the annotation of a GenBank genome assembly. Lineage: Eukaryota; Viridiplantae; Streptophyta; Magnoliopsida; Fabales; Fabaceae.